CUACUUCUGAAGUAUGUGGGACUAAAGCUGCCUCUUCCUGCUCGUGCUCAUGUGACUUCUCAGGAGCACAAAGUGUGUGGUUUUAAGUUUUAAACUAGGGGAAGCCUAGGAGAGGCAGCAGCAGUGAACCUUCCCUACAGCCAUCCCGAGGACCAUUCCAGCCCAGUCAUGAAGAAAGCAUUAGUGGUGCUGCCAAUACUUGUCUUCUCUGCCGUAAUUUGGAGCUACUACAGCAGUAUAAUGAAUAGGAAAUUGGUAGAUGUCAGCAGAUACCCAGGCCACGGCACCACAGAAACUUCCCUCAUCCACCCGACCAGCCAUGCCUCCCAGAACACAGUCCGAACGGAAGCAACAGACAGCUACGCCACUGCCUCCAGCUGGCAAAUAACUCAGGCAACCCUGAAAACGAUAGCCACUCACUCUACCGGGACAAGCGCGCGGUCAUCUGGUCUGACAACCCUCACUGACGGAACUACUAAGGUCCUGCAAGACAGCACCCAAACCACAACCAUGGGGAAUACAGACACCCCAGCUCCUCCUGGGUCAUCCACCACCACACCUAGCACAGAGUGGUCAAGCACACCCAUGGCCCAGACAACCAUGUCGACUGGGUCAACAGCUAGUCGCACAACCUUAGGAAUGGCUCCAGUAUCGACCCCGCCGGACAACCAGACCUCCCUGACAACACCUAGGACCACAAUCCCAGCCAAGGGAAAGACCACCCAGGUUAUCAGCAUUACAACCACACACCAUGUCACCGCCACAAUUUCAUCAACCAUGACAACUGUGGGGCCCACUCUUGUCCCUCAGCCAUCAUCCCCUCAAACCGGGACCUAUCUGGUUUACAAUGGAAGUAGGGCAUGCAUGAAAGCUGACAUGGGAGUGCAGCUGCUCAUUCAGGACAAGAAGACGUAUCAGUCAUCUCAAAUGUACUUCAAUCUCGACCCCAAUGUGACUCGAGCAUCAGGGAGUUGUGGUCCCCAGAGAAGCAACCUUCUCCUGACUUUCCCAGGUGGAUCUGUGAACUUGACCUUCGUGAAGGUAAAACAGUCAUAUCACAUAGAAAUGGUGGAGGCCUCUUUGACUAUUUCAGCCUCGGCGAAAGUCUACAGUGGCCAGAAAGGUGGGCUGACUAUGUUUGAGACCAAGGUGGGGCACUCCUUCAAGUGUGUCAGUGAACAGAGUGUUGAGUUGUCAUCCCAUCUCCAGUUGCACACCGUUAAUGUCCAACUCCAAGCCUUUGAUUUUGAUGGCGAACACUUUGGGAAUGUGAUCGAGUGUACAUCUGACUACACAAUUAUGAUUCCAGUGAUCGUCGUGAUAGUCAUUCCUCUCUGCAUCCUAGUCUUGGUUUUCUUCGGAAUUCGUCUGAGGAGAAAAUCCUUGGGGUACCAGAGGAUCUAGUCGGUAUAAGGAAUCCCAGAAGAAAUGAAAGGGUUUGGAAUUCUUUUAUCAUCUCCAGACCUUAAGGAAUUCCUUUGUAGUAUGUGCUUAAAGUAACGUUCAUUGCUGUGGUCUCAAACUCCAGCAUUUCCCAAAUUUAUCCAAGCUAAAUGUUCAUGGUUUGGUGCGGGGAGAGGGAGAGAGGAGGGGGGAAGGUGCUAGAGUGACAAGAUUUAAUUGGUUAUUGAAGGGCACUAAUUGGUUUCCCCAGUAAGAGGCAUUCCAUCCAAAGGAAACAAGAGCACUAAAAUAACAAAGUGCUUUCUGAAAUGGAACAAGCCUUUGCACCUGUCCAUCACACAGCUGGCUGUUAAAGGGGCCUGCACUGUUUGUUGUUAGUUUUUAUCAUUUGUUCGGGAGAUGUGGCCUCCUUGGCCAAAAGUUAGACUUUCUUUUUUGUCUUUGACAUUAUCAAGGUAUUUUCCUACUCUGGGCUUCAGUUUUCUCAUCUAUAAAAUGGGAGGAUUAGUCUCCUGGCCUCUGGUCCCUUCCAGCUCUAAAUUCAUGAACCUAUGACCUCUCUGGGCCUCAGUUCCCUUGGGGGGGGUGGAUUCCAUAGCUUCCAGCUCUAGAUCUGUGUUCCUUUGAACUCUGCCAAGAAGAAUGCAAAGGCAGUGCUUUUGCUGGCUCUUUAUUUUGUGCUGUGAGCGUGCUAGUUGGUAUCUCAGAAUUUUGAUGUAAGGUGGUAAAAGUAAAAAAAAAUUAAUGUCUGUAUCUUUUAUAUGCAUUUAUAUAAAUGUUUGUUUUUCAUCUUUCGAUCCC
Molecule: messenger RNA, 2205 nt
Organism: Vombatus ursinus (common wombat)
Lineage: Eukaryota; Metazoa; Chordata; Mammalia; Diprotodontia; Vombatidae
Gene: LAMP3
Product: lysosomal associated membrane protein 3
Exons: 6
Coding region: 169-1404 (411 amino acids)
Cellular component (GO): membrane
Source: RefSeq, a predicted model, not a curated record